CUGUUAGUCAGCAGAGGCAGUACACCAGAUUUCCUUGUGGCUUUUAGUGGAAAAUGUUAAAAGCGCCCUCAUUUUUCAGUUAUAGAAAUUUUCAGUUUGAUCUGGAUUAGUCACAGAACUGGCAUGAACCUUCUAAUUGUGAAGGCUGUCCAAAUGCACUGUUUUUUUCUCCUGCUAGAGGAAGUUACAUCCUGAGCAGUCGCUCAGCUCUCUGGUAAGUGUAGCAUGUGAGCAUUACUAGGCAUUUCAUCCUGCGGGUCUGCAGUCUUUGCUCUCAGUCAGGCUGUUGCUCAGUUGGAGUGCUUCUUCGGGGCUGAUCCUGAGGUUCUAUAGAUAUUUUUCAAGGGCCUACUCAUGAGACGAUGUCAGCGGCAUUUUGCAAGAUCAUCUGAGGAACAGGAAAGCAUCUGAAAUCAACUGAAAAGGAUAGCUAUAACGGUUUUUCAGCAAGGAAGAAAAGUAUAUUGGCAUAGAGGCAGAUGAUUGAAUAAAAUAGUUGCUUAGAGAAGAUGCACAGUCUGCUGUUUUUCCCUUUGAAUGAAGACUAUUUAAUGGAAGCUGUAUUCAUGUGGAGAUCAAAGGAAAUACUGGAAUGAUAAACUACUUUUUUUCUUCUCUUUUUAAAAUGAAAACUCUGAAGCAGUAAUUUGAGCUCACAGGUCUUCUAAUUCUUUUGUCUGCUUGUUCUAUUAGGGUUUUCCACUAUCUCCAUUUCUGCCUGGUGCCUGUGUCUUUUUGCUAGAACAGCCACAAACAGCUGCCUGAUGGAGAAAGAAUGAAAGCUUUGCCUUGCCGGUGUUAUUGAUGGGAAUAAAGCUCUCUGUGUUUCUUCUGUUAUAUGGGAAAUCUGGAUUAAUCAAGCUGUAUUCUAGUACCAGUAGUCCUAUUGUCUCUUGUGAUCUGACUCAUCACAUGUAAAUAUACUGCAGCUUUGCUAUUAUUGCAGUGUUGUGUUUUUGUUUUUUCUUUUUCUUUUUUUCCUCUAAACACAGAGUUGUCAACUCUGAACUUCAUUUUCAGGAUUUGUGCUGACCUCUAGGUUUUUUAUUUGUUUGUUUCAUGGAUAAUGUCUAUAUUAAAUGAGUGAAGCUGAAGAAAUGAAGACAAAUUAGAAGUGGAAUCAAAAAACAAAAUAGUGCGUUUUUUGGGUUUUUUUUUUUUUUUUCAGUUAGCCAGCCAGCCUAUUGGUAACUAUAUGACCUUGCAGGCAGGAGUGGGUAUAGCUGUGUUCAUCUCCGUCACUGCACUUGUUUCUAAUUUCAUUUUUUAUCGUGUGGUGGUGUAUCACCCAAAGUAAUCAUCGUUUUGUACAAGUAAAUUUCACAGCGCAAUGUAACUAUUUUGGUGGAAGAAAAGUAUUUUUAAAAGAGCUAAUACUGGACUUGGUUUUAAUUAUUGACACAUUAAUGUGGAGCUUUAUUUUGAUAACCUGGCAGAAAGUAGUGGGAUUUUAUUUUUAGGGAGUUAAAAGUUAUGUAUCAUAAUUUUAAGCUUCAGUUUCUCUGAUAAUACAUACUAAUGUUAUAAAACCAGCUGUGCUGUUCAGAGAAUGUUUGUAAGUGUUGUACAGAAGAGGAGGAAAAACUACUUGUGCCCUUCCAGCUGUGACUUCAAUCACGUAGCUUGGGAUUUAAUGUUUUAAAAGAGCGAAUGAGUCGAGUGUGUAUUGUUGUGUUGGAGGAGGUAGAAGAUGAUUCUCCUACAUUCGUUUCUAAAUUGCCACAGAAAAAUAAAUCUCUACAUUCUCCACCUUCUGGAAAUGUAUUGCCGUCACUGGUGCAAGCUAUAUUUAAUGGAGAUCCUGAUGAAGUUCGAGCACUAAUAUUUAAGAAAGAAGAUGUUAACUUUCAGGACAAUGAAAAAAGAACUCCCUUACAUGCAGCUGCCUAUCUUGGAGAUGCAGAAAUCAUUGAACUGCUUAUUUUAUCUGGAGCUAGAGUUAAUGCCAAAGACAGCAAAUGGUUGACACCUUUACACAGAGCAGUUGCAUCUUGUAGUGAGGAAGCAGUUCAGAUACUUUUGAAGCAUUCUGCAGAUGUAAAUGCUCGAGAUAAAAACUGGCAAACUCCCUUACACAUAGCUGCUGCUAAUAAAGCUGUCAAGUGUGCUGAAGCUCUGGUACCCCUUCUGAGUAACGUGAAUGUGUCUGAUAGAGCAGGAAGAACUGCAUUGCAUCAUGCAGCUUUUAGUGGACAUGGUGAGAUGGUCAAACUACUCUUGUCCAGAGGUGCCAAUAUUAAUGCUUUUGACAAGAAAGAUAGGCGUGCCAUCCAUUGGGCAGCAUAUAUGGGUCACAUUGAAGUAGUAAAGUUACUUGUGUCUCAUGGAGCUGAAGUCACGUGCAAAGAUAAGAAAUCUUACACACCUCUCCAUGCAGCAGCCUCUAGUGGAAUGAUCGGUGUAGUCAAGUAUCUUCUAGAUCUUGGAGUUGAUAUGAAUGAACCAAAUGCCUAUGGAAACACACCUCUUCAUGUGGCCUGUUAUAAUGGACAAGAUGUUGUUGUGAAUGAGCUCAUAGACUGUGGUGCUAAUGUAAAUCAGAAGAAUGAAAAAGGAUUCACUCCUCUGCACUUUGCUGCAGCAUCAACACAUGGAGCACUCUGUUUAGAACUUCUGGUUGGCAAAGGGGCUGAUGUAAAUACGAAGAGUAAAGAUGGGAAAACUCCACUACACAUGACUGCCCUCCACGGUAGAUUCUCCAGAUCACAAACCAUUAUCCAGAGUGGAGCUGUAAUUGACUGUGAGGAUAAGAAUGGAAAUACCCCUCUGCACAUAGCAGCGCGGUAUGGCCACGAGCUGCUAAUCAACACUCUCAUUACAAGUGGUGCUGACACCGCCAAACGUGGCAUCCAUGGAAUGUUCCCCCUCCAUUUGGCAGCCUUAAGUGGUUUUUCAGAUUGCUGCAGAAAGCUUCUUUCUUCAGGAUUUGACAUAGAUACCCCAGAUGAUUUUGGCAGGACCUGUCUGCAUGCAGCGGCAGCUGGAGGAAAUCUGGAGUGCCUAAACCUUCUGCUGAAUACUGGUGCAGACUUCAACAACAAGGACAAAUUUGGGAGAUCUCCACUGCACUAUGCUGCUGCCAACUGCAAUUAUCAGUGUCUAUUUGCCCUUGUGGGAUCAGGAGCAAGUGUGAAUGACCUUGAUGAAAGAGGCUGCACCCCCUUGCACUAUGCAGCAACAUCUGACACAGAUGGCAAGUGCCUGGAAUACUUAUUAAGAAAUGAUGCAAAUCCAGGGAUCCGGGACAAACAAGGAUACAAUGCAGUUCAUUACUCAGCUGCAUAUGGUCACCGUCUAUGUCUUCAGCUGAUUGCAAGUGAAACUCCUUUAGAUGUUUUAAUGGAAACCUCUGGGACAGACAUGUUGAAUGAUUCAGAUAACAGAGCAACAAUAAGCCCUUUACACUUGGCUGCCUAUCAUGGUCACAAUCAAGCACUGGAAGUGUUGGUACAGUCUUUGUUAGAUCUUGAUGUAAGAAAUAGCAGUGGAAGAACACCCUUAGAUCUCGCAGCAUUUAAAGGCCAUGUUGAAUGUGUGGAUGUACUCAUCAAUCAGGGAGCCUCCAUCUUAGUAAAAGAUUAUAUUUUGAAGAGAACACCUAUACAUGCUGCAGCAACAAAUGGUCAUUCAGAAUGCUUACGGUUGUUAAUAGGAAAUGCAGAACCACAGAAUGCAGUAGAUAUUCAAGAUGGAAAUGGACAGACACCUCUUAUGUUGUCUGUUCUCAAUGGACACACAGACUGUGUGUACUCACUACUGAACAAAGGAGCAAAUGUAGAUGCCAAAGAUAAGUGGGGAAGGACAGCAUUGCAUAGAGGGGCAGUUACAGGCCAUGAAGAAUGUGUAGAUGCAUUACUUCAACACGGUGCUAAAUGCUUACUACGGGACAGCAGGGGUCGGACACCUAUACACUUAUCAGCUGCCUGUGGACACAUUGGAGUUCUUGGCGCCCUUUUACAGUCAGCAGCAUCUGUGGAUGCAAAUCCAGCCAUAACAGACAAUCAUGGAUAUACAGCACUACACUGGGCUUGCUACAAUGGUCAUGAGACAUGUGUAGAACUUCUUUUAGAACAGGAGGUUUUCCAGAAAAUAGACGGAAAUGCAUUCAGUCCAUUGCAUUGUGCUGUGAUCAAUGACAACGAAGGUGCUGCUGAGAUGCUCAUUGAUACGUUAGGUGCCAGCAUUGUGAAUGCCACAGAUUCGAAGGGAAGAACUCCUCUCCAUGCUGCCGCCUUCACAGACCAUGUAGAAUGUUUACAGCUGCUGCUCAGCCAUAAUGCUCAAGUCAACUCUGUGGACUCUACUGGAAAAACACCUCUCAUGAUGGCUGCAGAAAACGGACAAACCAACACAGUUGAGAUGCUGGUUAGCAGUGCUAGUGCUGAUCUGACUUUGCAGGAUAACAGUAAAAACACCGCCCUUCACUUGGCUUGCGGCAAGGGUCAUGAAACUAGUGCCUUGUUAAUACUGGAAAAGAUAACAGAUAGAAACCUCAUCAAUGCAACCAACGCAGCCUUGCAAACGCCUCUGCAUGUUGCUGCCCGAAAUGGGCUAACAAUGGUCGUUCAAGAACUUUUGGGGAAAGGAGCGAGUGUACUUGCAGUAGAUGAAAAUGGCUAUACCCCAGCUUUGGCUUGUGCUCCCAAUAAGGAUGUGGCUGACUGCCUGGCUCUCAUUCUGGCCACCAUGAUGCCUGUCUCGUCAAGUAGUCCUUUGUCAUCCCUGACAUUCAAUGCCAUUAACCGUUAUACCAACACCUCAAAAACAGUUAGUUUUGAAGCCUUGCCUAUCAUGAGGAAUGAACCUAGCUCCUAUUGCAGUUUCAACAACAUUGGUGGGGAACAGGAGUACCUGUACACUGACGUGGAGGAGCUCAACGACUCUGAUUCUGAGACCUACUGAGAAGCUGAGCCUGAGGAAGGACGAGUUCUGACACUAAGGCUUCAAACUGUGCUUUUUCAGGAAAAAAGCACUUAAUUCAUAUACAAAUUCACCCUGAAGAAAGAUCACACAGCAAAUGAACACACGCUGACACUAGGAAGAGUUUUAAAGGCAAGUUUUGCAAAAGGAACUUCUAGAAUCUUAAUAAUGACUUGACCAGAGGAAAACACACUGAUGUCAAAUUGCUAUGUGGAAUUGUUUGAUUUGGCUUUGCCAUGCCAGAAAUAGGGAUACUGCUCCCUCACCUGCUUAUAUAAGCAGCACUAUUGUAAAGAAGAGAUAAGGACAGUAGAUUUAAAUUUUACCAAUAAAAUUACAACUAAAAUUUAAAGGCAAUAAAAAGUUUGGUACAGUAGGCAUUAUGUACACACCAAAUUGCCAAAGGACCAAAAUAACUGAAAGUUUUUUUUUUUUAAAUAUAGAAUGCUGUUUCGUGGAAACCGGAGUAGGUGAGAUGAGACAUUGUCUAAAGCAAACUUCAAUAUUUCUGAAAAUGAAGCCAAGAUUUUGAUUUAAAUGUUGAUUUUUAUAAAGAAAACAUCUGAAAGCCUUCCAGUACUGUAUUAAACCAUGAGAGAAAGCAGAUGUAUUUUUACAUUUUUCUUUUACAUAAAAAAUUUUAAAACUCCAGUUUUUAUAGAAUCGAAAACCAGCUGACUAAGUGCAGUAUGGAUGAGAGUUCUUGUGACAAAGACACGGAGUGAAUUGGGGUCAGGGCUGUUGCCGAUUUGAGUGGUUUGAUUUUAAAUUGAAUAUUUUUUGUUUAAGAAUUUCUUAGAAAAAAAUUGAUGAAAUUAAAAGCAGAUUAUUUCACCCUGUUACAGCCCAGUGGUCCUGGGACAGACUGUUUCAGCCUCUAACUUGGGGUGAGCAUGCCUUCAUCACUCGGCCACCUCUGUGCCUCCACAAUGGGUUGGAGGACUUUUGUUGUCAUUUGUUUUAGUCUUUGAGUUUUGAAAACAAUGAAGAAUCACAAUAAAAAUUUUUAAGCCCUUGUUCUGAUUUAUAAGGUAAAUAUUAUCAAGUCUCUUGGAAGGCAUUUCUGUAUUGGGCAAGAUUUAAAAUAUUAAAGAGUUUAGGUCCUAUUCAGAUUGAGAGUAGCAUGUUUGUAACUUGUUACUGUUUGGAGAGAUUGCCUGCCAAAUUGAAGACUGCCUUUCAAGUAAUAGAGGGAAAAGGCUGACAUUUAGGCUUUUAAGUAACACUUUCCAUGGUUCUGCUUUUACUGUAAUUCUCACUUUCCCAGGAAAAAUUAUUUCACAUAUGUAGGGGUCUUACAGGUCUGAGUAAAGUCCAGUACAUUGCAGCAAAAUGAUACCCAAUUUCAUCCUAUCCUUUUUGUAUUGUGAAACUGGAAACUUUAUGACAUUGUAAAUUAUCAGCUGGUUUUUCUGAAUAUAAAGUGUGAAAACACAGAACAGUAUUUUGAUCUAUUUGAUAAUUUUGUGGGGUUUUUGAAGAAUUAAUGAGCAUGUAUAUAGGAAUAGUGACUGCUUGAAUACUGUAUUUACUUGCACUCUUUCAGUACAUCCAGAUUCCUGUAUAUUUUAGAGUAUAAUAAAACACAGAUGUGAGUUGUAUUUAAUGAAUAAUGUAUUUGUAUCUGUGCAUAUUACCUAAAAAUCUAUAAAGUUUCUAGGGCAUUGACUACUAGAUUUUAAGCAUUUUUUCUAAAAUAUUUACAAAAAAUAUAAAUAUAAUCUCCAUCUUUUCUUUAUACUAUAAAGAAGUCAUACUGAACCCUUCCUAAUUAUUAGUGGUGGAAGGGUAAAUACACAUUUUAAAGACAGUAGAUUACAUUUUCUAUUGUACCUUUUGAAAAAAGAAAACUCAAGAGGAUUGUAAAAGUAUACCAUAUGUGUGCUUUCUCUCUCCUUUUAGGAAUUCUCUUCGGAAUUCCCUGAGGGAAUUUUCUAGAAUCUCAGAAUUGAAAGAGACCUGAGGUUCAUCCAAUCUAACCUCUUAACAAAUGCAGGAGUCCCUUCUCCAAGGGUGAUCUUUCCACCUUAAAUUCUUACAGUGACUCUACCUCACCAAGCAGUCCAUUCAGUGGUUGAGCAGCUCUAAUUGUUCAAAAGGUCUUCCUUAGAUGGAGUUGAAGCCUCCCUCCUGGUAACGUCUGUCCUUGGGCCCAGCUCUGUCCUCAGUGAGAAUGUUGGAAGGGUGACUCUCCCACUCUCUGCCAUGUCUUCUCUUUCACAGGCUGUUUGACUCCUUUGCUGAAUUGCUUUUUCAGAAGGACUCAUUAGACUGUUAAGAGUUUCAACAUCUAAUGAAAUCCAAGGUGUAGCUAUAAAGUGACAAA
Messenger RNA from Nannospalax galili (Upper Galilee mountains blind mole rat), 7246 nucleotides. RefSeq names its product ankyrin repeat domain 28 (gene Ankrd28). The transcript is spliced from 28 exons. The coding region runs from base 1651 to 4902 and encodes 1083 amino acids. The record is from RefSeq and is a predicted model, not a curated record. Gene Ontology annotation, molecular function: protein binding. Lineage: Eukaryota; Metazoa; Chordata; Mammalia; Rodentia; Spalacidae.